AUGGCAUCCAUCGCCGCUGGCCCCGAGUUUCAUGAUGCACCUCCUCCGAGCUUCUCUUCAGCGUCAAUCAUUGCACAAGAUGCGCCAGCGCUCCUUGGAUUGCAUCACGAAGCUCCCCAACUCCACAUCUACACAGCAUCCAGUGCGAAUUAUGAGACCCUGAACAGAGUCAACGAUAGAUCUGUCACGAUUCUCCCUGUAGCUACUGUGCGCCCGACUAGUGAAAAAGAGGUUUCUACAACGGUGCGGUACAUCGCACAGAAUGGCCUGACUUUGGCUAUUCGAAACUCGGGUGUAGAUCAAGGCGGCCGGAAUCUUGCCUUUGGACCUAAAGAUGUCUCGCUCGAUAUUCGCUCAAUGGACAAAAUAGUCCUUUCUGCAGAUAGGCGCGAAGCGAUUAUUGAAGGAGGUGUGAUAGGCGGGAAGUUGCUCAAGUUUUUGGACGAUCAUGAACUCACAACGCCUACGGCCUUUUCUUCCGAGGUUGGGUACGUUGGUUGGGCUUGCGGCGGCGGCUAUAGUUCGUUGAAUGGUAUAAUGGGUUUGGGCGUGGAUAACAUCCUUGGAGGAAGAGUUGUAUUGGCUGAUGGGAGAAUCAUGGACACAGACGAAGCCGGCUGUGAUCCCGAUCUACUGUGGGCGCUUCGUGGUGGCGGCGCUGGUCUUGUCGGAGUGGUCACAUCUCUUCGUGUUCGUGUGUACCGCCGCCCAGAUUGUUUGGCCGGGAAUAUCGUCUUCCCGUUGACAGAAGCGCCUCAAAUCGGCCGGCAACUGAAUCAACUAUAUGCAUGGAAGAAACCUCCCAAGUUUGCGGGCGAUGUUGCUGUCAUCGAUCCAACUGGGGCCGGCGCUAUAUUUUCCUUUCUAUUCUUCUGGGCUCUGGAGGAGGACCGCAGCGACCUCGAGGAAGCAAAGGAAUACCUCGAGCGGGUUCUCAAGUUUGGAACCGUUAUAGCCAAUACUGCCAAAGAAGGUGAGUUCAACUUUGCUACUCCGUUUCUCAUAGGUUCUACGGGGAAUACUGACGGAAGAAUAGCAACCCCUCACGAAUUUCUAGUGUCAAUCCCCCAACGUCCACUUCACGACAACCUCAUACAUUUUCGACUGACAGCUUCAAUACCUAACUGGUCAGAAGAGCUGGGGCGCAUCAUAUCGGAGCCGAUGCCAACGGUUUCAUCACUAAUUAUUAUGCAUGACAGCCACGGUGCUGGAACCGGCUCGAGCGCCGUAGAGAGCGCCGUCUUUGCCAACCGUGAGCCGCAUUUGAUGUUUGGGUUUUUCGCAGCAGCACCGCCAGAUGAUCAAGAGGGGCUGAAGAAAUCCAAAGCAUGGGCACACAGAUUGAUGGAAAAUGUUACAAAGGCAGGACUUGUUAUGCCGACUCGCUACCUCAACUUCACUCAUCCCCUGAAAGGCGAUGGAUUCAGCUAUUACGGAGCGCAGGGACUGAUUCGCAUCAAGGCAAUUAAAGGCCGACUUGAUCCCCUGAACCUGUUUACUAAGAAUACGCCAGACUUGGCCGAGACACCGGGUGCUUAA
Trichoderma aggressivum f. europaeum is the source of this 1539-nucleotide messenger RNA. Its product is annotated as CAZyme family AA7. The coding region runs from base 1 to 1539 and encodes 512 amino acids. The record is from RefSeq and is a predicted model, not a curated record. Gene Ontology annotation, molecular function: FAD binding. NCBI's taxonomy places the organism in Eukaryota, Fungi, Ascomycota, Sordariomycetes, Hypocreales, Hypocreaceae. The transcript has a single exon.